Molecule: messenger RNA, 548 nt
Organism: Pistacia vera
Lineage: Eukaryota; Viridiplantae; Streptophyta; Magnoliopsida; Sapindales; Anacardiaceae
Product: carbon catabolite repressor protein 4 homolog 4-like
Exons: 6
Coding region: 123-392 (89 amino acids)
Source: RefSeq, a predicted model, not a curated record
UUUAGGCGGUUAAACUUAAACCUCAAAACAAGAAGCAUUUUAACAAACAGUUGGUAGGCAACAAAUAUCGAUACUCUCUCUAUGAUUUCCAAAGCUGCAGUGACAAGUCAAAUAGCUGUAUCAUGCUAAAGACAUCUCCCAUGCUUCAUCGGCUGUCUGUUGCCUCCUUCACGAGCAGAAUUUGUUGCAGAAGAAUGAGCUCAAAGCCGUCAUUAGCAAGCCCAAAAUUCAUUUCUGUUGAAGGGGGUGAUACCCAUUCAAGUAAAAGUGAUGGUGUCAAUUUCAGUCUUGUCUCCUAUAACAUUUUAGCACAGGUUUAUGUGAAGAGUUCUCUCUUUCCACAUCUCCAUCUGCUUGCCUCAAGUGGAAGCACCGGUCAAAGGCAAUUGUAACUUUCUGAAGAACUUUGGUGCCGACUUCCUAUGCUUACAGGAAUUAGACGAGAUGACUUUACAAAGCAAAUUUGAAGACUGAUGGUUAUUCUAGUAUAUAUAUUCAGAGAAGUGGGCAGAAGCGUGACGGGUGUGGAAUUUUUUUAAGGACAACUG